Molecule: messenger RNA, 3371 nt
Organism: Vollenhovia emeryi
Lineage: Eukaryota; Metazoa; Arthropoda; Insecta; Hymenoptera; Formicidae
Product: thyrotropin-releasing hormone-degrading ectoenzyme-like
Exons: 15
Coding region: 262-3141 (959 amino acids)
Biological process (GO): peptide catabolic process; proteolysis
Cellular component (GO): cytoplasm
Molecular function (GO): zinc ion binding; peptide binding; metalloaminopeptidase activity
Source: RefSeq, a predicted model, not a curated record
CGAGACGCGCACUCGUCACGGCGGCCCGCGAAAAAGUUCCAGGCGAAUCGGCGAUCGACAGUAAACGUCGGAGUAAAGUACAGAGGAGGGAAAUGUACAAGUGCCUCCCGGUGUAUUUUUGGCGAACGUGUCUGGCCGAACCACGAGCCCUUGACGCGUUUUCGGCUUUUCGGACGCAGUAGCCGCCGGUUAUCCGCGUUGUGGCGAUGCUCGUUCGAUCGCUAGAUCCUGCGGGAGCGUAGCACCCCUUCGCCGGCAAGCAUGGAGGAGAAUCCAACGCAAGAAAUCCCGGCUUACGGCAGGCAUCGUGGAUGGCAAGUGAGAACGCGAAUCGCGGUGAUGAUACUCAUUUGCGUCGGUUCGAUGAUCAUUUACUGGUUCGUCAGUUCGAGCAUGGAAAAUCGGCGGGAUGGUAGACGCAGGGGGUCGACCGGUGGGAAGUCUCGUAAAAUGGCCCAUUUGGAGAGACUGUCCGAUCAGGUCUUACCGUUAGAAUACACUUUGAAAAUACUGCCCGUGUUAGAAGAGAAAAAUUUCACGAUGAUCGGCGACGCGCAGAUCCAGCUCUAUUCCAAGGUGCCGACCAAGCACAUACGACUUCACGCCCGUAAGCUCCUCAUACAAGACGUUAGCGUGAAGGAAUACCGCUCGCCGAACGCACCAAAGUUAACGAGCACGUACUUUGUAACGGACGAGGAGGACUUCAUCGACGUCUUUCUUUUACAUGCACUGGUAGCGAGGGAGAUUUACGUUUUGCGCAUAAAAUAUACGAUCCCGCUACGUGAAAAGUCGAAGGGAUUUUUCAGGAGCGCGCACGUCGACCGUGAUACAAACGAGAUCAGAUGGAUAGCGGUGUCGAACUUCUCCCCGGAUUACGCUCGAACAGCUUACCCGUGUUUCGACGAGCCGUGGAUCAAGACGCCGUUUCGCAUCUCGAUCGGCAGAGAGUCGAGCAUGCGAUCGCACUCGAACUCAAUGCGCAAAGUCACCGAGGAAAUACACGGCAUGCCAGGGUACGUCUGGGACCAUUAUGAGAAAACCUUCCGGAUGCCCACUUACUUGGUCGCCUUUAUGGUCACCGAUUUUUCGAGUUACGACGUCGCCGUCGCCGAUCGACCGUCGCACACGAUCUUCUUCAGGAAAGAGAUCGAGAACGACACGAGAUACAUCGGCGAACUGGUAUCAAAGGUUCUCCGUGUAAUACAGAAUCUUACUGGAUUUUAUUACGAAUUAGAUAAACUGGAUGUGAUCGUGGUUCCUGAAUUAGGAUAUGCCGCGAUGGAAAACUGGGGCCUCAUAGCGUUUCGGGAAGAUGUUAUACUUAUAAGGAAAGACGACAGCAUUGUUGAAACGAAAAAGUCACUGGCUAAUAUUGUGGCGCACGAAGUCGCUCAUCAAUGGUUCGGUAAUUUGGUAACGCCAAAGUGGUGGGACGAAGUGUGGCUGAAAGAAGGAUUUUCCACAUUUUUCGGCUUUCUAGCGCUAAAUGCGCUCGAGCCUGCAUCCUGGGACCUGCGGGCCCAUUUCCUGAUCGAGUGUCACGACGUGUUUGACAGCGACGCCGACGAAGCGGCACACCCGUUGCAUAUCGAUCUGGGGAAACUGAGCGGGCUCACCGGCAUCUUCGAUUUGACGUCGUACGUCAAGGGUAAUUGCAUGGCGCACAUGAUCUAUCAUUUUCUGGGCGAGCGGAUCUUCCUCUCGUCUGUGCGCCACUACAUGCGCACGUACCACUAUCGCAACGCUGAUCAGGAGGAUCUCUGGAGCGCUUUUCAGGUGGAGAUCGAUGAAGCGAAGGGGCUACCGGCUUCCUCAGGGCCCCGAAUGAAGGACGUUAUGCGAACUUGGACGUAUCAGGCCGGCUUCCCUGUCCUGCGCGUCCAACAGAAUCGAGAAACCGGUGCGAUCGAGCUUAUGCAGGACCGAUUUUAUCAUUACGGCCUAAAUAGUACGAGCGAAGAGUUAUGGCACAUCCCGUUGACGUGGACAACCGAAAAUGAACAGCAAUUUAGUAAUACCCUGCCGAAGGCAUGGAUGGUCAAGAAACGCAUGAAAAUUAACGACAUUGCUUUGAGCCGGGCGACUUCCAACAACCAGUGGAUUCUGUUUAAUAUCAAUCAAACGGCAUUGUACCGUGUCAACUAUGACGUAGAAAACUGGCAACUGUUGGCAAAGUCCUUCCAAGCUCUACCGGAAGUAACGAAAGCGCAGGUACUGGUCGACUCGUUUGCGAUGGUGACCGCCGAGCUGCUCGAUAAGAAAAUUAUGUGGAAUAUCCUUGAGAAAGUGGCGUCAGAAAGUGGAGAAAUAUUGUGGACACCCGCGCUGCGUUUAUUGACCACCGUCCAGGAUCGUCUUUGGGACUCGGACUUGUUCGAGUUCGUCAUGUGCACGUUUAUAGAUAAAGUGUAUAGCAAGGUGGCACCGACGGUGAUUCUUAAGGAACCCACGAUGUGGACAAAAUUCGAGAUAGACUUAAUGAAAUCGGCGUGUUCAGUCGACAAUCAAGCAUGUUUAACGGCAGUCCUUGACUUCGCUCGAAAAAUGCUACACAACGAAUCGUCGAACUAUUCACCAGAAGAGUUUCGUAGCUGGACGUACUGCACACUCGUGAAAGUCGUCACGGAGGAACAAUGGCUGGCACUCCUGAAAAGAUACAACGAAUCAGCGUAUGAUAAGAAAAGCCUUGCGUUCGCAUUGGGAUGUCAUGUUAACGCGAGUCUGUUGCAGAGAUAUUUAUCUAUAAUGUAUUCUCAAAGAAAUGUAUCGUCUGAAUACGCAGAACUAGCUCUGAAGUCCAUCGCCUCGAAUCCACACGGAUACCGCGUCGCAAUAGAAUUCCUAGCUCAACAUUGGAAUAAGUUUAACACGAACACCACAGAAGAUGAUAAUUACGCAAACGUUACCUUGAACGAAGUAUUGAAUGCCCUCUCGAAAUGCAUUCGUCAAGAACGGGAUGUGGAAUGGCUAAUGCGGCUGAGAGGCAAGAGUGAGAAGUACGACACCAUCAUCGGGAAAGUUAUUAAUAGAGUCCAGACCAACGUUAUGUGGUACAAGAAGCAGAAAAACGAGACGUUGAAGAUACUAGAAGAAAUUUCUACGAGACAUGCCGAGACAAGAGAGUGCAGAAAACGAAGUUAAUAGAUGUAUUCUGGAUAAAAAUUUAUUCAAGACAGUGCAACCGUGCGACUUAACAUGAUCAAAUAACAUGAUCAAUUACGUAUAAUUAAUAUAAUUUACUUUAUAUAAAUUUUGAUGCCACGACGUUGCAAUCAAAAAUUAAAUUUAAUUAUAGUUGUUAUUUAUCAAGAAAAAGAUAACAAACGAACGUGCAUUUUUUAUAGGAUCAAAUAAAGAAAACUUGUAAAUAA